AUGUUGUUGACUAAGUUUUUACAAUGUGGCUUAGUACGUACAGCAAAUGUAAUUGUUCGACCUACAAUAGUUGGAUCAGGUAUUACAACAAGGUCUUAUGCUUCUGGACCCCGAACAGGUGCAAGAGGUGCGGUCUCGAGAAAUCAAUUAAAUUUGACAUCUAGUAUGAAAAAAAAUGAAAGAUCGACUAAUCAUAAGAAGAAACAAAGAUUGAGAAAGCAAUCGGGACAAAAAUCGAAUUCAUCCUCUAAACCAUUUCAUUAUGGUGAAUUUGGUGGCCUUAAAGAAAAUAAAACUGUUAAUAGGGACCUUGAUUUGGUCACUGCAUUAGUGAAUAAAAUAUCAAGUUUUGAUGAUUUAAAACUUUUACCUGAAGUAAGAGAAGCAAUUAAAACAAUUGUUGCUAAGGAUACUACAGUUUUAGGUAUUAAGCAAGAUGACAUCUCACCAUCUCCAAUUCAAAUCCUGACUGUAAAACGUAUGUCCAAGUCAUUGAUGGAUCCUAAACUUCAAACACAUGCAAUUGCUGCUGAUACCGGUUCUGGGAAAACUAUUGCGUAUUUGUUACCACUGAUUGAUUACAUGAUGAGAGAACAUUUAGAAACACCGGAACUUUGGGAUAACAUUCAUGAUAAAGCUUCCAUUCGAUCCAUUAUAUUGGUACCCACACAUGAAUUGGUAGAUCAGGUCUACAGUACAAUUGAAAAGACAGAAGAGACGCUGGGCCUACAUACAUUUAAAUGGGAUAUAUACACAAAGUAUCCAGAUCUAAUUGGUGCAAUUAAAAAUCGUGUUGAUAUACUUGUAACAACUCCAUCAAAAUUGUUAACAUUAUUCAAUAUUAAAAUGAUUAGCAACCCUGAACGUCUUUUAUAUAAUGUUAAAAAUUUAGUGAUCGAUGAAGCUGAUACGUUAAUGGAUCCAUCUUGGGUUAAUGAUACCCACUCAGUAAUACGAAGAAUGAAAAACUUAAACCAUUUAAUAUUUUGUUCGGCUACAAUUCCAAAUGAAUUUAACAAAACAAUUACAAGGUUGUUCCCAUCAUACGUUCCGAUCACGACAGCAAGACUUCAUAAAUUACCAAGAAAGCUUGACUUUAAGAUCAUUGACUCAAGUUUAAAUCCGUUUAAGGGUUCAAAAUUGAAGGCAUUAGCACAAAUCUUAUAUGCUGUAAAUAAAGAUAAUUCUGAAGAAGGUUAUCAAAAGAGAUGUGUUGUGUUCGUUAAUGAGAAAGAUGAUGUUAUAAAAAUAGCAGAAAAUAUGCGUAAUAAGUAUGGUCUCAAUGUAAUGGGGUUGACUGGUAAUAAUAAAGUUGAGGAUCGUCUUCAAACCAUCAAGUUGUUUACAUCCCCACCUAGAUUGAUGUCAGAGAUAAAUACAGAAGUAAAGGCAGUAAAAGAUGAUUUAAAAAGUGCUGAGAGUCUACCUCUCACCAUUCCAGGAUCUAAUAUUACUAUUGGACCUACAAAGAAUACCGAAAUUCACAAAAAUAAUAAAUCCAUAAUCCUUAUCACUACCGAUUUAAUGGCAAGAGGUUUAAAUUUUCAAGGUCUAGGAAACGUCAUUCUAUAUGAUGUUCCAAAAACAUCAAUUGACUUAGUUCAUAGAGCUGGUAGAACAGCUAGGAUGAGGCAAGGUGGUAGAUUAUUCAUGAUUACGGAUAAAAAGACCAAAGCGUGGGCCAAAGCAUUACCAAAAAUUGUUAAAAACAAUUUGGCAUUGACUUAA
Messenger RNA from Maudiozyma saulgeensis, 1728 nucleotides. The record is from the annotation of a GenBank genome assembly. NCBI's taxonomy places the organism in Eukaryota, Fungi, Ascomycota, Saccharomycetes, Saccharomycetales, Saccharomycetaceae.